CCCCGACCCAGCUCCUAUUCCCCGGGUGAUCGGGCCGAGCUCGCAUUCGGGCUGCUGCGGCGGGGGGAUCGGGCGGCUAGGGUUCUUGCUGGGGGCAUGGGGUCGCGAAUUGACGGGCCAGGGUGCGGGGGGAUCCGAUUGGUUGGUGCGGGUUGGUCGGAGCGCCGUGCUGCGCCGGCCGGGCGGCUCUGCGUAGGUUGGUAGCGUGGGCGAGGCUGGCACGGGGACAAAAAUCAGUGCACGGCCUGAUUUUGCCCAGUCAGAUCAGUGCGCUUUCCUUAGGGGAAACGGGGUCAGCUGUGCUGCCAGGGGCGUAGAUUUGCGUGGAACAGGGGCCGUGAUGCGUCCACUUCGUUUGCAUCUUAUCGAUGGGCUUAUCCAUUCUCAUGAAUUAAUGCUAUGUAAUGAGCAGUUACCCUCCGGUAGUACGGUCCAGUUUCAGCAUUUAUAUUAGGUUCUUGCACUCUGAGCAGUUCUUGAUAAUAUCAAUCUUUCUUAUAUCUUGCAAAUUGCUUCAAGUGUUUGACGACUAACUUGUGUGUUCCUCGUCUGCUUUGCUUUCGUCCUUGCUGCUGGAUGCUGCUGUCAACUUACUCUUGGCGUGUGUCUUCACAGUGCUCGCUGGACUUGCGUGUAUGUUCUCCACGAGCGUUCUUUUGCAAAUCCUGGCAUGUGCUUUGUACAACAACUGGUGGCCUAUGUUAGCAGCACUCAUGUAUAUCAUUGUGCCAAUGCCAUGCCUGUUCUUUGGCGACGGAUCCACACGGUUCUUGAGUAGCGGAGAGGGUGGAGCCUGGAUGAAAGCCGCAAAGUUCUUGACCGGCAUGUCUGCCAUGGGAAGCCUCGCCAUCCCGGCGAUCCUGAGGCACGCUGGCCUGAUCGAGACGGGGGCCAUGUUCAUCGAGUUCACCUCCUUCUUCAUCCUGGUGUGCACGGUUCUGUGCUUCCACAGGGCUACCCUGGACGAGGAGUGGUAAAGGCUCGCGCAAGGCCACAAGGAGUGCCCGAGAGAAGAACGCCUGUUAGGAUGUGGAAAAGAAAUCCCUUGGUGGGAGGGAGCUAACGUGGAACUGUGUACAAAGAAGCGUGCUUCAAGCGCUUGACUACUGUAUUUAUGUAUACGCGUACCCGAGAUUCGGUAAUCUAGUUGGUAAUCUGUGCUGAACCGGUCGUGUGAAGCAUAUAUGAUUCGGCGCAGUUGAUUGACGCAAAGCAGUCUUUCUAUGGUCGGUUUGACACUUGUGCAUUCAGAAUCUGCACUUGCAGUAUGGUACAAACUAUUGGAUGGAAUGAAGUGACAAUAUUUUGUUUA
Triticum urartu is the source of this 1312-nucleotide messenger RNA. Its product is annotated as Vacuolar protein sorting 55 (VPS55) family protein. Gene Ontology annotation, cellular component: endosome. Lineage: Eukaryota; Viridiplantae; Streptophyta; Magnoliopsida; Poales; Poaceae. Gene Ontology annotation, biological process: late endosome to vacuole transport via multivesicular body sorting pathway. The record is from RefSeq and is a predicted model, not a curated record.